AUGAAAAGAACUUGAUUUUGAAAAUGGCAUAGGCAUUAAAAGAUAUGAAAGGCGUGCUAAAGAAACUCUGCGCCAUUUUUUGCAUGAAUCAUAUGGUUAGCAAGACCUCUUAGAGGCUCACAGUUGAUAAGGGGGCGUUGGCUGUCCGAGUCAUCCAGCGUGAGCUAGAGUAGCCCUCUCGAUGAUCCAAGUAAACACAGAGCGAGUCCUCUCUUCACCACCGGGUGGCCGUGCGCAUGAGCUGUAACCUCUCUGCGGGAAAGAUGGCGGAAGAAGAGUGAGUUUUUAGCGUUUGGCUCCGUGGAGUGGGACCUUAAGUAUCCGAUGACAUCCUUCGUGCAAAGGAAAAAGAUCCCCUUGGUUCCAGAAAAUCUCCUGAAAAAGAGGAAGGCUUAUCAGGCCCUCAAAGCCACCCAGGCAAAGCAGGCACUUUUGGCAAAGAAAGAGAGAAAGGUAAAAGAGAUCAGAUUUAAGCGACUGGAAUCAUUCCUGCAUGAUUCCUGGCGACAGAGACGUGAUACGGUACGAGUGAAACGACUAAAAGUGAAACCUCGAGCUUUGGAAGCACCUGAUAAACAUUCCUUGGCCUUUGUUGUCCGCUUCCAAAGAAUUAACGGGGUGAGUUUAAUGGUACAGAGGACCAUUGCAAGACUUCGCCUGAAGAAGUUGUUCAGUGGCGUCUUUGUUAAAGUCACCCCCCACACCCUCAAAAUGCUGCGUGUAGUGGAGCCUUAUGUGACCUGGGGAUUUCCAAAUCUGAAGUCUGUCCGGGAACUCAUCUUGAAACGUGGACAGGCAGAGGUCAAGAAUAAGACCUUCCCUCUGACGGACAACACAGUGAUCGAGGAGCACCUGGGCAAGUUUGGUGUCAUUUGCCUGGAAGAUCUCAUUCACGAAGUGGCCUUCCCGGGGAAGCAUUUCCAGGCGAUCUCCCGUUUCUUGCACCCUUUCCACCUCUCUGUGGCCCGGCAUGCUACCAAGAACAGGGUGGGCUUCAUCAAGGAGAUGGGCUCACCUGGCUAUCGGGGUGAACGCAUCAACCAGCUCAUCCGCCUGCUGAACUAGUUCCAGAUUAUCAAAGCACAGUGCCUUGGAAGCAUGUGUUUUUGUUUUUCGGAACUGUUACCAAGUAUCUUCAGAGAAGAUGAUUUUCUGCCCUCAGAACUGGAAGGAAGCUGUCAGGGAAGUGCAGGUUCUUGUCAUGGUGGGCACCUCUCACCACUGCCCAGUUUCAAGAAAAGUUCCAUUGUUUUCCACAUUGUCCAUCGCCACCGCUGCCACUGAAAUCAGCACAUGCCAUGUGGGAAGGAGUCCUGUUUUGUUGCAUUUUCUGUCCUGGGGUUUGGUGUUGGUGAAUGAAUAACCUGACACGGGUAUGAGGCUCCCUACAGCUUGUAGCAGUAGAACCAGCCCAGAGGCAUACUUGAGUCUGGGGUUCCAGGGCUUUCUUUUGAAAAGACUUGAAAUACAGUUAACAAAGAUCACAAAAACAAGUGUU
Molecule: messenger RNA, 1498 nt
Organism: Heterocephalus glaber (naked mole-rat)
Lineage: Eukaryota; Metazoa; Chordata; Mammalia; Rodentia; Bathyergidae
Gene: Rpl7l1
Product: ribosomal protein L7 like 1
Biological process (GO): maturation of LSU-rRNA from tricistronic rRNA transcript (SSU-rRNA, 5.8S rRNA, LSU-rRNA)
Cellular component (GO): cytosolic large ribosomal subunit
Molecular function (GO): structural constituent of ribosome; RNA binding
Source: RefSeq, a predicted model, not a curated record